UUUUUUCGUAUGAUUUUAUUGCUUGGAGUUGCUGAAAUUAUUAGGCUACCAAGCACAUCUUCACUUCCUUCGGGUGAUGGUGAAAUGCCAAACGGUAUUCGGCCAAUGAAAAUUCAGAGACCUCGUACUCCUCUCAUUGAUGCAGUUGCUGCUCAUGACAAAAACAAGUUGAGGAAGGUGACAGAAAGAGCAAUGCCUCUGUUCCCUAAGGAAGAGGAAAAAGACACUUUUCUUGAACAGAUUAGGGCCAAGGUAUAAAGUUAUUUUGUUUGGAUUUGUUUUUGCCUUUUAUCUUUUUA
Helianthus annuus (common sunflower) is the source of this 299-nucleotide messenger RNA. Its product is annotated as protein SCAR2-like. The coding region runs from base 10 to 258 and encodes 82 amino acids. Lineage: Eukaryota; Viridiplantae; Streptophyta; Magnoliopsida; Asterales; Asteraceae. The transcript is spliced from 2 exons. The record is from RefSeq and is a predicted model, not a curated record.